UGAUUUCCGCCAAACAGUUCAAGUCGAGUUCAACAGCUGUUUGUGUAAAUGAAUAUGUUAAACGUAGUUGAACGAAUGUGAUUUGAGUUUAUAAAAUAAUAGGAGUAACAAUUUGUAGGCAUUUAAUCUGUGUGAUUAUUUUCAAUUGUUUUUAAUUGGGAUUUUGUCCAAACGACAUAUCUUGACUAUUGAGGAACCUCUCUUGAAUUAUUAAAAUUGGACAAGAUGGAACCAGUGAGUGACAUCGGGACAAUCGCUUCUAAAAAGAUUAGAAAACCUUUGCAAAUAUUGCAACCAACAGCCACUAACAAGGAAACAUUAGUUGGUACCGAUAGGAUUUUUAAUUCUAUCCAACCUAAAAGGAAAAUAAAAAAGAAUAUGACCAAAAUGACAAAGAAAAAUACUCCCAAAAUUACAACCGAAAACAAAGCUAUCCAGACUACACACAAAGAAAAAAUAAAAAUUGAAGCCAAUGAUUUAACAUCAGACAAUCCUAGUGAAAACUACUGGCAAGUCUUGGCUGAAAGGCGAAGAAAGGUACUUGUAGAUACUUUAGAGGAAAAUAAAAAUCUCCACCAACGCAUUGUAAAGUUAGAAGAAGAAAAUCGUAUAUAUAAAGAGAUGUUGGAUGAGACAAGAACAUUGAUUGAAGUACUACAGGAGGAAAUCAAUGAUAGAAAUGACGUAAAUAACUUUUAGAUGACAAUGCUUUUUAAUUUUCUUAAUCAUAAGAGCUCCUUGACUUUCUUAAUUAAAAAUCAAAAGAGAAUGAUAUACUUUAAUAAUUUUGUAUUGAUAAUAAUUUAUUAAAAGUAUUAACUUUUAUAUAGCAUUUAUUAAAAAUAUUAAUU
Cataglyphis hispanica is the source of this 851-nucleotide messenger RNA. Its product is annotated as geminin-like. The transcript is spliced from 6 exons. Lineage: Eukaryota; Metazoa; Arthropoda; Insecta; Hymenoptera; Formicidae. Gene Ontology annotation, biological process: negative regulation of DNA replication; negative regulation of cell cycle. The record is from RefSeq and is a predicted model, not a curated record. The coding region runs from base 226 to 699 and encodes 157 amino acids. Gene Ontology annotation, cellular component: nucleus.